Rhinolophus ferrumequinum (greater horseshoe bat) is the source of this 1041-nucleotide messenger RNA. RefSeq names its product melanoma-associated antigen B5-like. The coding region runs from base 1 to 1041 and encodes 346 amino acids. The record is from RefSeq and is a predicted model, not a curated record. Gene Ontology annotation, biological process: negative regulation of transcription by RNA polymerase II. Lineage: Eukaryota; Metazoa; Chordata; Mammalia; Chiroptera; Rhinolophidae. The transcript has a single exon. Gene Ontology annotation, cellular component: nucleus.
AUGUCUCAGGGUCGGAAGAAUAUGCCCCAUGCCCAGGAGAAAUGCAACCGGGGUCAGGAUGACUCCAAGAGUCACAAGACACUUCAGGCAGUAUCAGUAGUGGAAGAAGAGUCCCCCUGCUGCUCUUCUUCUGUUUUGGGGGGUAAUCCCAAGAUUACAUCAGCUACUGUGACAAGUAGCAUUUCCCAGGGCUCUUGGACAGCCUCAUCUACCAUCAUUGCCUUUUCACGUGCUUUUCAUACAAGAUCUGAUACAGAUGAUGAAAGCCUAGAUGAAGAACAUGCACGCUCCUCUAACACCUUAUCUUCUGCGAACUCAUGGAGUGAGAUUCUAACUAUGAAAGUGGAAUUCGUGGAGCAGUAUCUUCUGUACAAGUAUAAAAUGAAGCAGCCCAUUCUGAAGGAAGAGAUGAUCCAGAUUGUAGGCAGAAACAACCGAGACGAGUUUGAUGACAUCCUCCAGAAAGCCUCUCAUCGUAUUGAGGCCGUCUUUGCAUUGGACUUGAAAGAAGUCAACUCAAGCAACCGCUCAUAUCGCCUUGUCAGCAAACUGAACCUCCCCAAUAAUGGGAGGGUGUAUGCUGGCAGGGGAUUACCCAAGACAGGUCUCCUGCUGAAUAUCCUGGGCCUGAUCUUCAUGAAGGGCAACUGUGCCAGUGAGGAGGAGAUCUGGGAAUUCCUGAAUAUGCUGGAAGUAUACGCUGGGAGGAAACACCGCAUCUACGGGGAGCCCAGGAAGCUUAUUAACACAGAGUUGGUGCAGCUACAGUACCUGGAGUACCGCCAGGUACCUGACAGCAAUCCUGCAUGCUACGAAUUUCUGUGGGGCCCAAGAGCUCAUGCUGAAACAAGCAAAAUGCAAGUCCUGGAAUUUUUGGCCAAGGUUAAUGACACAGUCCCUAGUGCCUUCUCACCCUGGUAUGAAGAGGCUUUGGAAGAUGAAGAGAGAACACGAGCCACAAGGGCAGUGAGGGCUGCCACUGGUGCCACAGCUGGUCAUGAUAUCACGGGACCAGCUUCUUCUACCCCGAAUGAUGUCUGA